AUUAAUAUUUAUGUCGGUUAGUUUUGUUGGCACCAAUACUACAAUUUUUUUAGUAAUUACUAAAAAUAGUUUACAUUAAAAUAGACUAGUCCCUAGCUAUUAUCUUUUCCUCCAGUGAGAAGUAUAGAUGUUGAUUCAAAGGUGUGAGAUGCGGCAGCUUUGUUUUGAAGCAUAAUGAUUAGUUGUAAGGAUUAAAGUAUUCCACCAUGUUGGCGAAGGUUUGUGAUUGUGGACUAUGUGAAGAAUGAAGACAUGUCGAUUAUAAAAGGAUGUAGAGCACUAUCACAGGGGCACUUUCUGGUUCAUUUUUAAGUUCUAAAUUAGAAGUGAGAUUUUUGGUAGUAACUAUUUAUCUGUAUUGUACAUAAUGCAGGAUAAAUAUCUCCAGAAGUUGCACUUUUUCAAAAGUGGGAUCCCUUUGCCCGAGUUUAGGGAGAUACAUAAUUUUGAAAGUGCUAAGAGGGCUGGAGAGUUGUAUGGUUAUCCAUUGAUGAUCAAAAGCAAAAGGCUUGCCUAUGAUGGGCGUGGCAAUGCUGUUGCUAAGUCUGACGAAGAUAUUCCUUCAGCAGUCACUGGUAUGUUCAGUAUCUAGCUCUGGACUGUUGAAUUUCUACCUGACUCUAUGGUUGUUUAUGAAGAGUCAUCAUUAAAGAGUUGAAGCACUAAUCGAUAACAUUCAGAAUGCGUUUGGUAGUUUAGUGAUGUUCUGUGUGUCACCUGAAUUAUCCUGAUAGUAGAAGCUUUGGGUUGGCAUUCAACUCCUUGUCGUUCAAGCUUAUCAAGUGUAGCAACAUCAACAUGCUCAAUCUCCACAGUCAAAACAUCACAUCUAACCAAUAAAAAGACAUAUAGGCCAUUAAAGAUGGAAAGUAAACUGCAUAAUCGACAUGUCUUCAUUCUUCACAUAGUGCUCUACAUCCUUUUAUAAUCGACAUGUCUUCAUUCUUCACAUA
Amaranthus tricolor (Joseph's coat) is the source of this 953-nucleotide messenger RNA. Its product is annotated as phosphoribosylaminoimidazole carboxylase-like. The transcript is spliced from 2 exons. Gene Ontology annotation, molecular function: metal ion binding; ATP binding. NCBI's taxonomy places the organism in Eukaryota, Viridiplantae, Streptophyta, Magnoliopsida, Caryophyllales, Amaranthaceae. The record is from RefSeq and is a predicted model, not a curated record. The coding region runs from base 368 to 592 and encodes 74 amino acids. Gene Ontology annotation, cellular component: chloroplast.